AAAAAAUUAUGUACACACGAAAAAAACUUUAAAUGCUUCAAAUUUUCAUAAUCUCGUAUAUUUUAUUGCCAUGACAACGAGCGCGCAAACAGAAAACAAAGCUCAAAGUUAGAACAAUGAAAGUAUUAAAGUUGCUUGUCUUAGGUCCUGUUGGGUCUGGAAAAAGUAUAAUUUCAAAUUUUCUUGCGGAUGCGACAGAAAUUUUUGACUAUCAUCCAACUCAAGGUGUAAGAAUUUUGGAAUUUGAAAUUAAAGACGUUAAUUUUAACAAUAAAUCAGUGAAAUCCGAUAUUGAAUUAUGGGACUGCAGUGGAGAUCUUAAAUUUAAAAAUUGUUGGCCAGCGUUCCGUAGAAAUGCACAAGGUAUAUUAUUUGUUCAUGGUCCAAAGUCGAAAGAAAACUUUGAAGAAUUAGAACAGUUUUAUGAAUAUUUUGUUAAUAAAUCGAAACUUGUACCAAAAAAUUGUCUCCUUUUGUAUUAUGAUCCAGAGAGAAAAUCCGAAAUGCCAAAAAAUUUAUCGUCGAAUUUUUCAAAAAUAUCUGCAAUCAAUUGCAAUUUGGAAGAAGAGGAAAAUAAAUUGAAGAAGGAUUUUCAAUCAUUUAUCAGUACACUUUUAGCGAAAUUACAAGAAACCACAGAUCAAGAAGAAAUAAAUAUGGUAAACAGUAUUCUGACAUAGUAGAAAAAAUUGUCAAUUAAAAAAAAUAAUAAUAAUAAUAAUAAUAAAACGAAACUUGUUUAAAUUUUAA
This is a messenger RNA of Leptopilina boulardi, 750 nucleotides long. Its product is annotated as intraflagellar transport protein 22 homolog. The record is from RefSeq and is a predicted model, not a curated record. Gene Ontology annotation, molecular function: GTPase activity. Gene Ontology annotation, cellular component: endomembrane system. Bases 117 to 680 code for a protein of 187 amino acids. Lineage: Eukaryota; Metazoa; Arthropoda; Insecta; Hymenoptera; Figitidae. Gene Ontology annotation, biological process: intracellular protein transport. The transcript has 4 exons.